CCUCUCCCCCCCCCACCGGUCUCCUAAGGAUGGAUCAUUCCCAGUGCCUUGUGACUAUAUACGCCGUGGUGGUUCUGCUGGGUCUCCGGCUGGAGCAAGGCGCCGGCCAGCACUAUCUGCACAUCCGACCGGCUCCCAGCGACAACUUGCCCUUGGUGGAUUUAAUCGAGCACCCGGACCCUAUCUUUGACCCCAAGGAGAAGGAUCUUAACGAGACCUUGCUAAGGAACCUCAUGGGCGGACACUUCGACCCUAACUUUAUGGCUAUUUCCUUGCCCGAGGACCGGCUUGGGGUGGACGACCUGGCUGAGCUGGACUUGCUGCUCAGGCAGAGACCCUCGGGAGCGAUGCCCGGCGAAAUCAAAGGGCUGGAGUUCUACGACGGGCUGCAGCCGGGCAAGAAGCACAGGCUCAGCAAGAAGCUGCGCAGGAAGCUGCAGAUGUGGCUCUGGUCCCAGACCUUCUGCCCGGUCCUAUACACGUGGAACGAUCUCGGCAGCCGCUUUUGGCCCCGGUACGUCAAAGUGGGCAGCUGCUACAGUAAAAGGUCUUGUUCAGUCCCAGAAGGCAUGGUGUGCAAACCUGCCAAGUCCGUGCAUUUAACGAUCCUGAGGUGGCGGUGCCAGCGGCGGGGGGGGCAGCGGUGCACAUGGAUACCCAUCCAGUACCCCAUCAUUUCGGAGUGCAAGUGCUCGUGCUAGGGCUUGCACCUCCCUUCUCUCGCCCCUUCUCCAGCGGACUCACGUGGACCUUUGCUGCAACAAAAAUAAAAGACAUUUGCUUUCUGGUUAACGUUGUAAUGCACUGUAACGUGUAGGAGAAUGUAUAUUGUGUGUAUAUAUGGCACCGUUUUAAUAUACUAUUAAAAGGUCAGUAUUAUACGUGAAAUAAUCAGCGUCUACUGUAUUUUUAAGACUAUUACCCUGA
Messenger RNA from Phaethon lepturus (White-tailed tropicbird), 927 nucleotides. RefSeq names its product noggin (gene NOG). The transcript has a single exon. The record is from RefSeq and is a predicted model, not a curated record. Lineage: Eukaryota; Metazoa; Chordata; Aves; Phaethontiformes; Phaethontidae. Bases 30 to 701 code for a protein of 223 amino acids. Gene Ontology annotation, biological process: negative regulation of BMP signaling pathway; negative regulation of cell differentiation; dorsal/ventral pattern formation.